Molecule: messenger RNA, 2471 nt
Organism: Lacerta agilis (Sand lizard)
Lineage: Eukaryota; Metazoa; Chordata; Lepidosauria; Squamata; Lacertidae
Gene: ORC3
Product: origin recognition complex subunit 3
Exons: 20
Coding region: 103-2238 (711 amino acids)
Biological process (GO): DNA replication; DNA replication initiation
Cellular component (GO): nuclear origin of replication recognition complex; DNA replication preinitiation complex; nuclear pre-replicative complex
Molecular function (GO): DNA replication origin binding
Source: RefSeq, a predicted model, not a curated record
AAGGAAGAAUACAAAUCAGGUCCCGGAAGUGGCGGGAAGGGAGGCUCGAGUCUCGUUCGUGGAGUUUGGCCGCUGCAUGUUGAGCGGACUGGAGCCGCAGCUAUGAGCACGUGCUCAGUCUCCAAGGGCUGCUUUGUGUUCAAGCCGGAUUCUAAGAAGGCGAAGGCAUCUUCAGCAGCUGUCUAUUUUAGUAAAGGCAAUACUGACUCAGAGGAUAGUGAGCUACGGUUUGAUACUUGUCAGUUGUUAUGGAAACAGAUUAAAUGUGAAACAGAGCAACUACAAGAGGACUUGAAUAAAAAAUUGUUUGAUAACCUCAUAUCAUUUUUGAGACAAUCUCAUUCAGACUUCCAAAAGAAGAAAACAAAAUGGGCUUGUCGAAUGAAGUCCAGUGAAAUUCCCACUGCAGCAGUUGUUCUAGGUGUCAAUGUUAUGGACCAUGAUUUGACAUUUAAAAGCCUCUCGGAAGUUCUUCAUGAUGAUGUUACUCCUUUUGUAGUGUCCCUGAGGUCCAAAGAAUGCCCAGGCAUAAAACAGCUUCUGCAAAAGCUGAUGAUUCAGCUGAUGGGCUGUCAUGUAGAUGUAGACUCAUCUGAAGAAGAAUAUUCCAAGCUUUCCUCAAAUAGGAUACGCUGCUCGGUGGCGUCUCUUAUUGAUUGGUAUAGGAACAUAACCAAGGAAACCGAUACCGAAUCUCCAUGCAGAAAAAGGAUGUUCUCUUCCAGACAUCUGGAAUCUCCUCCAGUUGUAGUUAUUUUCAAAGACUUGGAAAGUUUCACAACCAAAGUUCUGCAAGAUUUCAUAUUUAUUAGCAGUCAUUGUAUACAUGAAUUUCCACUGGUACUUAUUUUUGGAAUUGCCACCUCUCCAAUGAUCAUCCAUAAGCUACUUCCUCACACAGUUUCCUCUUCGUUAUGCAUAGAGCUCUUCCAGUCUCUUUCAUGCAAAGAGCAUUUGACUAAAGUAAUUGACAAGCUACUCCUGACAAGCCAGUUUCCAUUUAAACUUAGUGAGAAAGUUCUGCAGGUGCUAAUAAAUAUAUUUUUAUACCAUGAUUUCUCUGUUCAGAACUUCAUCAAGGGAUUUCAGCUCUCUCUUUUGGAGCAUUGUUAUUCCCACCCACUCAGUGUGCUGUGCUGUGAGCUCCAAGAAGCUAGGAAGAGAACAGAAAUGUUAUCACACAGUCAGUGUGAAAACAUUCGAAGACUGCCAUCUUUUAGAAGGUUUGUUGAAAACCAAGUAUCAAACAAGCAGACAGUUCUGCUGACAGAUGAUGAAUGUUUAAAGGAAACAACACAAGAACUGCUGCAAGACCUACAUACUUACCACGAAAAUUAUUUUCCAAUUCUGUGUUGUCUUCAUGCUUUCACAUCUUCUCUUCCCAAGUAUCCAUUAGGCAAACAAAUCAGAGAGUUAUAUUGCACAUGUUUGGAAAAGAAAGUGUGGGAAACAGAAGAAUAUGAGUCAGCUAUUCAGCUGGUGAGGAUGAUGGCCAAGGAUGAGUUGGUGGUGAUUCUUGAAAAAUGUGUGGAGAUUAUUACUUCCUCUCCUUCAGAACAACUUAAAAUCUCUUCUGAGAAACUGGAGCAGUACCUGGACCAAUUUAAGAAUCUUGAAGCAGAAGCCAAUGGUGGUCAAGAGGAACCCAUCUCCUCACUACAAGAACUUCAGAAGAAGACAGAUCUUUAUCACCUGCAAAAGACCCUGCUGGAGAUGAAGGAAUCAAGAAAGCUUAAGAAACUAACAAAAUUUGAAAUGCUUCGUUUUGAAGUGGUGGACUUUGUAGAUGGCCUUGUAAGAAAUUACCUUGCGCCUGCGGAGAUGCAGACAUUGCAUGAGGUGAUGUAUUUCAACGCAGCUAAUACCCUUCGUGAACAUUUGAAUGCUGCCCCACGUGUUGCUCUUCACACUGCUCUCAACAAUCCAUAUUUCUACCUGAAGAAUGAAUCCUUGAAAACUGAUGCAGGAUGCAUUUCUAAUGCGGCUCCCGAUAUCUGUAUAGCAUACAAGCUUCAUUUGGAGUGUGGUAGAUUAAUUAACCUUGUUGACUGGUUAGAGGCUUUUGCAACAGUUGUAAUUGCUGCAGAAAAUCCAGAUUCCAGUGUCAAGGACCAGAUAGAUGAUGCUAUCCAUGCUCGUUUCAUUAGAGCAGUCUCAGAAUUGGAACUCUUGGGAUUCAUAAAGCCUUCCAAGCAGAAAACUGAUCAUGUGGCAAGACUGACAUGGGGCAGCUGCUAGUAUACUUUCUACUGAGAGAAGGAAAUGCUUUGAACGAGAUUUUCUGUACACUGUGAACAACUGUGGUAGCACUUUCAUAAUGAGAAGUGCUGUUUUGCCACUAUAACAUUGACAAGAACAAGCUAAAUCCAUCCAUUUUAGAGAGAGAAUCCAGUUGAUGUUUGUGUUUAAGCAUUUUGACAUUUUUGUGCCUUUUCUGCAAUACAUGUAAAAUAAAACCGAACUCAUCAUCA